CGCGCGGCCCGUGGGGCCCGGCUGCAGGGGAGCGCGGCCCGGCACGGAGCGCGCAGGCGCGCGCGGGGCAGGCGGCGGCGGAAGUGAAGGCACGGCUCGGUCAGCCGUCUAGGAAGCCGCGGCGGUCGGCCAGCGGGAGCAGUCGGAGCCCCGCCGGGCUGUCGCGAUUCGACCUCGGGUGCCGGCGCGAUGCCUCUGUUCACUGCCAACCCGUUCGAGCAAGAUGUGGAAAAAGCCACAAAUGAGUACAACACCACAGAGGACUGGAGUCUGAUUAUGGACAUCUGUGACAGGGUUGGAAGCGUGCCCAAUGGAGCAAAAGAUUGCCUAAAAGCCAUAAUGAAGAGGGUAAACCAUAAGGUCCCUCAUGUUGCUCUGCAGGCGUUAACUCUUCUUGGGGCUUGUGUGGCAAACUGUGGAAAGAUAUUUCAUUUAGAAGUAUGUUCCCGUGAUUUUGCAACGGAAGUACGUGCUGUGAUAAAAAAUAAGGCACAUCCUAAAGUAUGUGAAAAACUGAAAUCUCUAAUGGUGGAAUGGUCAGAAGAAUUCCAGAAGGACCCCCAAUUUAGUCUGAUAUCUGCAACUAUUAAAUCUAUGAAAGAAGAAGGAGUUACUUUUCCUUCAGCAGGUUCCCAGACUGUCUCGGCUGCUGCCAAAAACGGUACAUCAUUGAACAAAAACAAAGAAGAUGAGGACAUAGCUAAAGCUAUCGAAUUAUCAUUGCAAGAGCAAAAGCAGCAAUAUACAGAGACAAAGGCUCUGUACCCACCUGCAGAAAGUCAGUUAAAUAAUAAGACUGCACGAAGAGUCAGAGCUUUAUACGACUUUGAAGCUGUUGAGGACAACGAACUCACCUUUAAACAUGGUGAAAUUAUUACUGUUUUGGAUGACAGUGAUGCCAACUGGUGGAAAGGGGAAAGUCACAGAGGAAUAGGGCUCUUCCCUUCCAACUUUGUAACGACUAACUUAAACAUAGAGUCUGAGGCAGCAACGGUGGACAAAUUGAAUGUAAUCGAUGAUGAUGUGGAGGAAAUUAAAAAAUCAGAGCCUGAGCCUAUUUAUAUAGAUGAGGAUAAAAUGGAUAGAGCCCUGCAGGUUCUCCAGAGCAUAGAUCCAAAAGAUUCAAAACCCGACUCCCAAGACCUCUUGGACUUAGAAGAUAUUUGUCAACAGAUGGGUCCAAUGAUAGAUGAGAAACUUGAAGAGAUUGAUAGGAGGCAUUCAGAACUGUCUGAGUUGAACGUGAAGGUGUUGGAAGCUCUGGACCUGUAUAACAAACUGGUGAAUGAAGUGCCUGUGUACUCUGUCUAUUCAAAGCUCCACCCAGCACAUUACUCAUCUCCGUCAGCUGGGGUCCCAGUGCAGACAUAUCCAGUCCAGUCGCAUGGUGGACACUACCUGGGUCAUAGUGUUCACCAAGUAUCUGUUGCUCAGACCUAUAGCCUAGGGCCUGAUCCUAUGGGCUCACUAAGAUCUCUGCCUCCAAAUAUGAACUCAGUAACAGCACACAGCAUCCAAACUCCAUAUUUAAGCACUGGACAGGACACUGUUUCCAAUCCUUCUUACGUGAACCAGAGCCCUCAUCUUCAGGCAGCUGCUGGGACCACUGCUUACUCACAGCCCAUGGGAAUGUCAGCAGAUGUGUCUUCUUUCCAGAACACAGCGUCCGGUUUGCCACAGCUGGCUGGAUUUCCAGUGGCAGUCCCUGCACCUGCAGCCGCACAGCCACAAGCAAGUUACCACCAGCAGCCUCUCCUUUAGAGACACCACGGCUGCCGAGCAUCGUGAGAGACGUGAACUGAACCUAGGGGCUUCUCAUGUGAAAGAGGAAAACUUUCCCCUCUCAGUCAAAAAGAACCAUGCAUAAAUAAAGCACAAAACCCACCCUACCUUACCCUGAAGGCCAUAAAAGAUUUUUUUUUUAAUCCAAUUUACUUGAAGCUCAUCUUUGAUCAAAGGCAGCUUAAAGAUGCUUCAAGUUAGCUUUGUUGUACUUUCUAGGCCCUCACUGAAUAGCCUUAUGACACUACAUGGUAUGAGAUAGGAGAGUAAAAUUUUUUUUCUUUAAAGAAACUUUGUUUCCUCUAAGAUGUGAUUUUUGAGGAGCACUGAAGACCUUUAAACAUUUUUGUCUGCACUUUUUUCUUUUUUGAAUUUUCCACACCCUGUUAUUUUAAAAGGCGAACAUCUUUCAGUGUAAGCCUCUAGCUUGCCAGCAUAUUUCCUUUUGGCUCCUUAAAUUACAGUUGUGUUUGCAGUACUGUCAGUUUUGCUCUCAGUGCUAUGCUGAGUAAUAAUUAGCAUAUAAUUGUACAGAAGCCAGAGCAAUUUGGAAGGUACAAAAAUGUUUUCUGUUAUUAACAGUGAAAACCAUGUAAGUGCAAACAUGGGGAAGCAGUCAGCCAUUCCUCUGAUGGCAGUGGACCAAGGAAUUCCCCACCCACUGUUGGCCUUCCCUGAGGAAAGGCGUGCUCUCGUUCAAGUGUCCCUGGUAUUUAGACUUGCCACUGUUGACCUUUUCAAGGGACGUUAGUGGAUGCUGUCCUUUGGCUUUCCUUCCUGCCGUGCACUUCCUUGAGCCAGGAAACACUCCUUAUAAUCCGAUGUGAUAGAAACCAUCAUGGGUGUUAAGUGUGAGGUAGGCGUGUUACUGUCUUACAGAAAUGAUUGACAUUCCAUUGGUAAGCUGUCAUGCCAAGCUUUCACGUGUCAUGAAAGAAUUGUGCAUUUCCUCAGAAGUAAUUCUGAGCCUUUGCAGUGGCAGCAAGCAGUGAUUUGGUAGACAAGGGAGCCUGACAGGACAGCGGUCAGGCUGUUUUUCUAAAGCUCAUGUUUUAAAUUAGUUCAUCAUGCAAGAUCCCAUACACUGUGGGAGUUGGUGGCAAACCCAUGGGGAUUUUCUCUUAAAUCUCUGCACACUACUUAAUUUUACCAACUUUUUACAUAACACAGACUAGAAAACAUGGAUGCAAAUGCUUCAGAUACAUGAUACUUAGAGUAAGAAAAUGUUCUAAGCUUAGUUUUUUAAAUUUAAAUUUUUUGCAUGAAUGCACUUCUAUCUAUAUUUUUAAGCACUUAAUAUUUCUAUUAAAAAUCUAUUGGAAGACAAUUUGGAAAUUUUGUCAUUUAUCUAUUUACAGAUAUUUGAUUGUAAGUAUGUUCUUUUUUCAAAGAAACUUUAUUCUAGAACAUAUUACUGCAUAAAGUGGCUAGCACUGAAGAGAGAGCAAGCAGCACCUGCGCCCCUGCGUUUUGUGUGUGUCUGGUUUUCAGAUCCAAGAGACUGGGAGGUGUUCCAGCCUCUAGCCCUCCUGUUCUGUUUCCAUGCAGCAUUUUCCUUUCGGGGAACCCAUUUCUGUCCUUGUAAGAAUUACUGCAACACGGCACCUUGCUGUUUUGAAAAAGCCUUCUGUUCUUUAAAUAUUAAGUAAAUAAACUGAAAAGUCCAGAGGUGCUCUUGAUAACUUUUGCAUAUAUGAACACAUCUUACCUUUCUCUUCCAAACUGUGUUUAAUAAGCUAACUUUAGUAUUUGUGCAUUUCCUGUUUAGUUCUUGUCUAAAUUAUAAAAGCUUUAUUCAGUUGAAGCCCUUAAGUCAGUGUGAAUACUGCGUGCUCGUUGAGUGGGGACCAGCCGGUAAAGCUCAUCUGUUUUUGAAUAUGACCUGCAACAUGACCUGUAUAUAAGUAGUGUAUAUUGGUGUCUGUGAAGGUUAAUAUAUGCAGAAAUUUCUUCUUCCUGAAAAGAUUUUAUUUUUUUCCAUUCAUAAAUUUGUGUUGCAGUUAUUGAUAACAUAAAAUGAUAUUAAAUCUGUAUUGAUCUGGUUUUCAGUUAAUACAAACUGUAAAGAUAUAUUUUUCUUCCCAUGAUCCUGUGAACUGUACUUAUCUUAAGAUGUUUGUAGCUAUUUAUUUUCUGCCAAAGGAAUAGUCUAUCUACCUUCAGAUUUCUACAUUGGGUUCAUAGUUAAUGUUUUCUAACAAAUUUUAAAUUUCAUUUUUCAUAUAAAUCUUGAUACAUUAGAAAAAUCCUAAAAAUAUAUAGACUUUUAUGGUAUAAAACAUUUCCCUGAGUGUUAAAGUGGGAUAUGUUUGGAAAAUCAACAGUCAGCCAAUGUUGUCUUUUUAUUUGGUAGCUUGUUUACAAAAUUACCUACACAUUAUCUUUUUACUUAGCAUUUAAAGAUGUAUUUCCAUUAUACUAUUUUAAGUACUUGAUAUUUGACUAAUGAUUGUACUGUACACUGAAGAUGAUAAUAAAGUUUCAUCCACAUUUUGAGAAA
This is a messenger RNA of Meriones unguiculatus (Mongolian gerbil), 4282 nucleotides long. RefSeq names its product signal transducing adaptor molecule 2 (gene Stam2). Gene Ontology annotation, biological process: signal transduction. The record is from RefSeq and is a predicted model, not a curated record. Bases 190 to 1761 code for a protein of 523 amino acids. Gene Ontology annotation, cellular component: endocytic vesicle. NCBI's taxonomy places the organism in Eukaryota, Metazoa, Chordata, Mammalia, Rodentia, Muridae. Gene Ontology annotation, molecular function: ubiquitin binding; phosphatidylinositol binding. The transcript has 14 exons.